AUGCAGGCGUGCACUAGAAAUACAGCUUCCACCCUCCCAAUCAUCGGACCGGGUGAAAACCAAAAGAAACGUCAAGCAACAUUUAUUCGUCCUGCCCAAAUGAGCCUGUUCGCUAGGGUGACGUCCUACCCACCGUUGGGACAAGUUACCAACCUGCAGAGGCAGAAAUCAUUGGCACCCGAGGAAAGUGAUACGGUCCGAUUUACAGUCGUCAUUGAAUCUAGCACGUCGCUUCCGGUUCAAUCAUGGGAAGCUCAGAUCUGGCACAACAUCACCAGCUCUGAAUGGACCGCUCUUCCACUUUCAAGAUGUGAGCCAUCCCUUGCGCCAUUGCUGAAUGGAAAAGACGAUGAAUACAAUUACCACCGCUAUGUAUUUUCCGAAGAAAGCCAUCUACCAACGUCCGCUGGACAUGCACAAUUCACAGUGCGGUUUCGAACCAGCCCAGAUACUGAAUGGCAGUGGGCCAAUCAGCAACAACCAAUCAAUGACGGAGAGCUUGUGUUUAGUGCCAAGAAUUCGAUUCCUGGAAAGCACUCAUUGUCUGAUACAAUGCUGGACGAUGCAAAAACGGAGCUUGCCAAGCAUAUUGAUAACCUAUCUCCCGACGUACAGGUUGAAUCACUUCGUACGGAGGCACCAGGAUCCGUUCUUUGGGGAAUUCAUGGACAAGUGGACGCAGUGGAGAGAGGAGUCUCUGGAUUAAAGAGAGUUGCACUUGGUACGCCUUCAUCGAUGAUCAGGCACUUCUCCUUGGUACGGAUUUGGAGUCCAUGGCUGGGUCCACGGCAUGGCAAGGAGAAGUUCAGAUUGACGGAGGACGCGAUUCUAUGCUCUUUCCUUAGAAAGGAUGGUACAAAUCUUGUGCUUUUGGCUAUUUCAGGGAUAAACGACGUCCUGACCGUUUUCCAAUCCGGGGACAACGGAGAGGUAGUUAUAAAAGCCAGAAGCGACAAUACCGAGACCGCCGGGUUCCAUGUCUUGGCUGCGGUCGCAGAGAACUUUGAGGUCGCCAUGUCGGCUGUGAUAUAUGAGUCCAGGAAAGUGGUCAGACCCUACGAAGCUCUCGCGAAUGACCCUCUGGAGCAGCCACCUUUAUCGCCACCGGGAGACGAUGUGGUUGUCUUGGAGAAAGAUCCGCAAAUUCAGUGGCUUGCUGACUGGUUCGAUGGUUUGACGUACUGCACUUGGAACGGUCUUGGCCAGGACCUGAACGAGGAAAAAAUUAUACACGCACUCGACACCUUGAAAGCGCAUGGUAUCCAUGUUGUAAAUUUGAUCAUCGACGACAACUGGCAGAGCCUCGACAAUGAAGGCGAGUCCCAAUUUAAGAGGCGCUGGAAGCAAUUUGAGGCGAACCCCAAGGCAUUUCCGCGGGGCCUCAAGCAAACGGUGGAGAACAUUCGUCGUUCCCACCCUAAUAUUGGACACAUCGCAGUCUGGCACGCUUUGUUAGGCUAUUGGGGAGGUAUAUGUCCUGACGGCGACAUUGCGCAGAGGUACAAGACCAAGGAAGUCAAAAUUAGAGAUCCUGCUGCUGGAGGUCCUAUUGCCCACAAUAUCAAAGACGGAAAGAUCCUCGCCAUUGACCCUGAUGAUGUCCAGCGGUUCUACGACGACUUCUACUCCUACCUUGCAUCUCUAGGAGUGGACUCUGUCAAAGCUGAUGCCCAGUUCUUCAUUGAUCUUCUCGAAGACCCAGAAGAUCGUAAGAGGUUUAUGACAUCUUAUCAAGAUGCCUGGUCACUCGGCAUAUUGAAACACUUCAGCAGCCGGGCCAUCUCAUGCAUGUCGUUGAUUCCACAAAUGAUCUUCCAUUCGCAAUUGCCAACGAACAAGCCAUCCAUUACCCUGCGAAACUCGGAUGACUUCUUCCCGGAGAUCCCGUCAUCUCACCCUUGGCAUGUAUUUUGCAAUGCGCACAACACCCUGCUUACUCGGUACCUCAAUGUCUUGCCGGACUGGGAUAUGUUCCAGACUAGUCACCCGUACGCUUCUUUCCACGCUGCAGCUCGUUGCAUCUCUGGCGGACCUGUUUAUAUCACAGAUGAGCCUGGAAAGCAUGACCUGAAUGUCAUUGAUCAAAUGACGGCACCAACCGUUCAAGGAUCCACUGUCAUUUUGCGCCCCAGUGUCAUUGGCCGCACUAUCGACGUCUACCAUGAUUACAACGAGGGGCACGUCUUGCGAGUGGGGAGUUAUACCGGAUGGGCGAAGACGGGAAGCGGCAUUUUGGGGCUUUUCAACAUCCACUCUACAGAAGCCUCGUGCAUUGUCUCCCUAAACGACUUCCCAGGGGUUGUAGAGGAUCCUGAAGGCGAGUAUGUGAUCCGUGCCCAUACUAGCGGCAAGGUUACGGAUCGUUUGAAGCCUCUAGCUCAUGAUUCUCUGGUGUCCUUGGUUCUGGAGCAGAAAGGAUGGGAAAUUCUCACUGCGUAUCCGACUCGAUCAUUCGCAUUGAAGGGAAAACGCGGUAUUAGUAGCUCCGAUGAAGCUCUCACCCAUAUAGCCGUUUUAGGGCUCCUCGGAAAAAUGACUGGAGCUGCAGCAAUUGUUUCUUCGGACCUCUCUGUGGCUGAGAAUGGGCGCUUGCGUUGCGAUGUUCAUCUGAAGGCCCUCGGCACGCUUGGAAUCUAUAUUUCGGACCUACAGAACCGCAGCAUUGCCGAUGAUUUCAUGAUCAUGAUACUUGGGCAGCCAGUACCACAGAAGACUGUUUGGAAACAGGGCGGAGAGAAAGCUAAUGUGUUGGUCAUUGAUGUUCUCGACGCUUGGAAGGCGAUGAAGCUCGAUAGCGGAUGGAGCAACGAGGCAUUUGUUCGAAUCUUCAUAGCAUAG
Penicillium brasilianum is the source of this 2838-nucleotide messenger RNA. Lineage: Eukaryota; Fungi; Ascomycota; Eurotiomycetes; Eurotiales; Aspergillaceae. The record is from the annotation of a GenBank genome assembly.